This is a messenger RNA of Physella acuta, 334 nucleotides long. Its product is annotated as putative proline-rich protein. NCBI's taxonomy places the organism in Eukaryota, Metazoa, Mollusca, Gastropoda, Physidae. The record is from RefSeq and is a predicted model, not a curated record.
ACCUCCAACGUUGACAAGUCUACCGUGUGAGCAUUGUGUGACGAGAUGAAGCUUGCCGUUCUCACUGUCCUGGCCCUGGUUGGUCUGUGUGCUGGACUCAGCCUUCCACCACCUCCACCACCACCACCACCACCUCCACCACCAGGAAAUUUCUCAACUCUACCUCCAUCACCAGGAAAUUUCACAAUUCUACCUCCUCCACCAGGCAAUUUUUCAGGAGCCCCUCCACCCCCACCACCACCCCCACCACCACCACCAACCACUCUUGCUCCUCUCCAAGGCUGAGCAAACUUUGAAAAUCGCCCAAUUUAUCGACACUAAUAUCUCUUCAAUA